GAGAUCUAAACGGACAUUGUUAUAGAGGUGUACCUUUGAAAGUCAUAUUAGAUUUUAACAAAAAUCUGUUUCAUACAACAUGUUUAUGUCUUCCAAAUUAUUAUGGUUCACAUUGUCAAUAUCAAAAUCAACGAGUUAGUUUUACAAUGAAACUUCAAACAUUUUCUGAUUCUUGGCAAACACAAUUUCUUCUCAUUGUUUCACUUAUUGACGACACAGAUAAACGAAUUAUUCAUUCAUAUGAACAAAUAACAUAUUUUCCAAUGCAAAAUUGUCAAACAUCAUUUGACAUCUAUUUAAUUUAUUCAAAUCGACCAAAAAAUCAAUCCAAACAAUAUACAAUACAUAUUGAUAUUUAUGAAAAAUUAUCUUUAAACUAUCGAGGAAGUUUCUUUAUUCAUAUACCAUUUCUAUUUUUACCUGUACAACGUAUUGCAAGUCUAUUAAAUAUUCCAUAUAAAGGUUAUUUAAUGAAAAAUUGUUUUAUUGAUGGAUGUUUACAUGGUGAAUGUAUUCGAUAUUUUGAAGAUACAAAUAAUAGAACAUUUUGUAAGUGUUUUAAAGGAUGGACUGGUCGACUUUGUACAAUUGGAUAUAAAUGUAACUGCUCAUCGGAUACAUUAUGUCAUGGUAUAUCAGCAAAUCAACGUUCAAUUUGUAUUUGCCCAAUAGAUAAAUGGGGUCCUCAAUGUUUGAUUUUUGAUGAAAUAUGUCAUUUAAAUAAUCCAUGUCGAAAUAAUGGUACAUGUAUACCUUAUGAUCAACAUGUUUCACCUGGAAAUACAUUUGAAUGUAUUUGUUCAAAAGAAUUUUAUGGUAAACUAUGUGAAUAUUCAUCUUUUAAAAUGAUUUUAUCAUUUUCAAAUGAUAUUGAUAUACCUGAAACAAUGUUUAUUCAUUUUAUUGAAAUGAAACAUAGACAAGAACCAGAGAAAGGUAUCACUUUUAAAAAAAUUCCAAUCAAUCGUGAUCCAAUAACUAUCUAUUGGGCAAAAACUGUUCAUAUAAGUUUUGUUGAAUUAUUUCUCAAUCAAUAUUAUUUAAUUCAUCUUGAUGAAAAUCAUAAUAAAUCGAAUAUUAUUAAAAAACAAAUCAAAUUAUCUGAUUAUUGUCUACAUAUUCGUCAAGUAUUUAAUGAAUCAUUUGCUAAACUUC
Molecule: messenger RNA, 1155 nt
Organism: Adineta steineri
Lineage: Eukaryota; Metazoa; Rotifera; Eurotatoria; Adinetida; Adinetidae
Source: the annotation of a GenBank genome assembly